CAUUCUUCGUCAGCCGAAUCACGGGGAGCGUCGAGACAUUUCGUUCUUAUUCCAAGUGAGAAACACCGAGCGACUUUAAAAGAAAUGAUAGUGGUGAAGAAGUGGCGCACACCACGCAGCACGUGGACCGAGGUGCCGCUCCUGACCGCGGCGGGAGACCAAAGCGGAGUCACGUGACUUCGUUAUAACGGGGCUUGCGUCUGGUAGGCUCGUUCGAGGUUUGUGGAAAUCUGGAACAGAUCAACAGCCGAUAGUUGGAUCGUUUCCAAUCGACUGUUGAUUCCUGAUCCGUUCCAGGUCUCGAUGAAAGUGUGCCAGGCACUACAGAUUUCACACUGUGCUACACACUCAUAUGCCGAACAACUCAAGUAAUCAUCGAGGCCUUUAUUAGCUGAAUCAGUUACCCACAGACUGACUCAGGAAACCCGCGGUCACAUCACGGAGAGCGUCUCGACCGAUUUCGCGUGAGCAGCUCUCUCGGGACGUCCCGCGGGCUCGCGCGGAGGAGGGGCCGCGGAGAGGGUGACGUUGUCCUUGGAGGCAAACUAGAACUCUGCACAUCUAUAUAUGAGAGAGAGAAUCUCAGGGACAAAACGUGUGUGCUAGCUAGACAGAGUGACUGUGUGUGUGUGUGUGUUUGUGUGUGUGUGUGUGUGAAAGAGAGAGAGAGAGAGAGAGAGAGAGAGAGAGAGAGAGAGAGAGAGAUGUACUUUGAGGUUCUACUUUCCUCAUUUCUUUUCUCCCUCCCCGCAAGCUGCACUCCUCAGUUCUACAGUCACCACGGGAGAAGAGUGUGUACUGGGAGCACUGGAAGCAGCAGGGUCAUCUCUACUACAGAGUCCUUCAUUCAGCCUGUACACAAGCCGUAUAUCACCAUGUGCCUUGACCAGCGCCUCUGCAGCACGUACAAGACAGUGUAUAAGGUGUCUUACCGACAGGUGAGCAGGCCAAGCUCACACUUUUACCCAGAAUGCUGUCCGGGAUGGCAACGGCUACACUCCCAUCACUGUAACCGUGCCAUCUGUUCACAGGAGUGUGUGAACGAAGGAUCCUGUGUGAGACCAAACACCUGCGCCUGCACUAUAGGCUGGACAGGACGCUACUGCCAGAUAGAUGUGGAUGAGUGUAAGGGGUCUCACAGCUGUGCUCAGAGGUGUGUGAACUCCGCAGGAAGUUACCGGUGUGAGUGCGCAGACGGCUUCCGCUUGGCUGAAGAUGGACGCUCGUGUCUGAGUCUCCUCCCCCUACCGCCCCUGUCUCCUACGGCAACAAGCCAGCCCCAAGCAAAUAAUCGCCCGUCCAACAGCAGCGAUGCAGGUGGAGCUGCAGGUCUUGUGGAGAAUGUUACAGAAGAAGUGCAGUUCCUCAAGAACAGAGUAGAGCUACUGGAGCAGAAACUGGAGAUGGUUCUCGCACCCUUCUCCACUCGCUUCCCUCUAGAGGAAGGCAUGGCCAACAGGAACGGCUUCCUGUUUGACAGGACCAACUUCCUCUCCGAUCAGACCAACUUCCUGUCGCACUCGUUGCGUCAGCUGGAUCGAAUCGACUCGCUCAGCGAGCAGGUUGGCUUCCUGGAGGAACGCCUCGGAACAUGUUCCUGUCAGGAAAACUAGACCACCGCCUAACCAGCAGGCUGGAUCCCCACAGAGUAGAGUAAUCGCGCACCUGAACCAGCCCCUCAUUGCAGCAAUGCCCUUCUCCUUCACCCUGAUCAGUCCUAGCGGCCGCUCCGUCCCGUCCACGCUGGUGUUGGCGCCAUCAGCGAGGACGCGGCGGCCCUGGGACUAGGAAAGGGUCAGUGGCACUAUGGCCACCAUGAAACUGCUACAAGGACGAAAUACUCAUGACUUUGACCUCCCACGCUUGCAUCGUUUCAAUUUUUCUUUUGCAUUUGUUGUGUGUGGUCUCUCUCUCUCUGUGCUUUUUACACAGCAGGAAUCUCUGUAAUUAUAUUUAUAAAGUACAGUCAGUGUUGGUGACAUCCACGGCAGUAUAAUUGUGUUCAUUCUUUCUGUAGCACCUUGUUUUCUGUAAUAAAACAUUUUUUUAUAAUAAAACUGAUGUGUGGGUUUAUCAU
Electrophorus electricus (electric eel) is the source of this 2077-nucleotide messenger RNA. The record is from RefSeq and is a predicted model, not a curated record. Lineage: Eukaryota; Metazoa; Chordata; Actinopteri; Gymnotiformes; Gymnotidae.